UUAGGCAGUCUUCGUUCUCGUCCCCAGCGAAUAACACAUUCAGAUAUGGAUUUCUACUAUAUGCCCGGUAGCAGCGGAUGCCGCACUGUCCAGAUGGUAGCCAAGGCCGUUGGCGUGGAGCUGAACAAGAAGCUCCUGAACACCAUGGAGGGCGAGCAGCUGAAGCCGGAGUUUGUGAAGCUUAAUCCACAGCACACCAUUCCCACCCUGGUGGAUAAUGGCUUCUCCAUCUGGGAGUCCCGCGCCAUUGCCGUCUACCUAGUGGAGAAGUACGGCAAGGACGACUCUCUCUUCCCCAAGGAUCCCAAGAAGCAGGCCGUGGUCAACCAGCGUCUGUACUUUGACAUGGGCACCCUCAACGAUGCCUUCGCCAAGUACUACUAUCCCCUGUUCCGCACCGGUCAGCCCGGUAGCGAAGAGGACUUCAAGAAGAUCGAGACGGCCUUCGGGUUCCUGAACACCUUCCUGGAGGGACAGGACUACGUGGCCGGUGACAAUCUAACUGUGGCCGAUAUUGCCAUCCUGGCGCUGGUUUCCACCUUCGACAUCAUUGAGUUCGACUUUAGCAAGUACACGAACGUGGUCAGGUGGUACGCCAAUGCUAAGAAGGUGACUCCCGGAUGGGACGAGAACUGGGAGGGUCUGCAGCAGAUGAAGGCCUUCUUCGAAGCCCUUCCCGAAAUGGAUUUAUACUACUACCCGGUGGUCAGCGCUUGUCGCAACGUCCUCAUGGUGGCCAAGGCCCUGGGCCUCGAGCUGAACAAGACGCUGGUGAACACCCUCAAGGGGGAGCAGCUGAGCCCGGAGUUCAUCAAGAUCAACCCCCAGCACACCGUUCCCACCCUGGUUGACAAUGGCUUCAUCCUCUGGGAGUCGCGUGCAAUUACCAUUUACCUGGUGGAAAAGUACGGAAAGGACGACUCUCUCUACCCCAAGGAUCCUCAGAUCCAGGCCGUAAUCAAUCAGCGACUUUACUUCGAUCACUCCAACAUGUACGGCUCCCUGGCCGCAUACUACUUCAAGGCAUUCCUCACCGGAAAGUUUGGAUCUGAAGAGGACCUUAAGAAGUCGACGGACACCUUCGAGUUCCUCAACAGCUUCCUCGAGGGACAGGACUACCUGGCCUGCGACCAUCUCACCUUGGCCGACAUUGCUAUACUUUCAAAUGUGGCCAACUUCGAUGCCCUGGGAUUCGACAUCAGCAAGUAUCCGAAUGUGGCCAGGUGGUACGCCAACGCCAAAAAGGUGACUCCCGGGUGGGAGGAGAACUGGGCAGGAGCUCUCGAAAUGAAGAGGAUGAUCGACGAGAAACUAAAUGCAGCUCAGUAAUUGAUUUGGCUUACUUUUAUAAUUUGUUUUUAUAAAUAAAAUUAAACUUUUGACUUUAAA
Molecule: messenger RNA, 1389 nt
Organism: Drosophila kikkawai
Lineage: Eukaryota; Metazoa; Arthropoda; Insecta; Diptera; Drosophilidae
Biological process (GO): glutathione metabolic process
Molecular function (GO): glutathione transferase activity
Source: RefSeq, a predicted model, not a curated record